This is a messenger RNA of Neurospora hispaniola, 1383 nucleotides long. RefSeq lists its product as uncharacterized. The record is from RefSeq and is a predicted model, not a curated record. NCBI's taxonomy places the organism in Eukaryota, Fungi, Ascomycota, Sordariomycetes, Sordariales, Sordariaceae. Bases 1 to 1383 code for a protein of 460 amino acids. The transcript has 2 exons.
AUGUCUGCGCCUCACCGUGGCUUGCCCCUGCCGGCGGCCUUGAACCCCGUUCCGCCGCCUUCUGGUCCGGGACUUGUUCAACAACCUCCGCCACCCGUCCCCAGCUUGUUAGGACACGCUCACCCGCCACCUACACCAUCGCAAAGUCAGUCCUUGGGACAGAUUCCAGCACCGCCGUCAUGGCAACAUGGGAACGAGGAGUCGAUGCGAGUAUGGCUCAUGGCCAAGGCUGAGGAAGAGAAGCGGAAGCAGGAAGAGGAGAGAACACGGCAGGAAAGCUUCCGCCUGGAACAGCGUAAAACCGAAUUCAACAUGUUGAGAGAGUCACUGCAAGGGGGAGUUCCGCCGGCCAUGGUACCAGUGGUCUUCGCGGGGAUGAGCGGGGGAGCCCUUUCGCAGGCUGCCCUGGACUGGGCACAGCAGUAUAUCUACUCGCAGUCUCACCAGUCCCAUCCACAGGCUUUAUUACCGCCGGGGCCUAUCUCACCCCAACAUCAGAGGCGAGAAUCUCAACCCCACAGCUACGCGCACUAUCCGGGCUCGGGAGGGGUUCCCUCCACUCCAGGCUCUGCCCAGGGACAUGGAGGCGGGUACAUAUCUGGCUAUCCUGGCUCACCACAGACUCGUCCGAGAGGGCAAAGUGUUCCUGGGCCUAUGGCAGGCCGCCUCCAUGGAGGAAUGGCCAAUCUUCCCAACCUCAACACCGGCAUUUCUGGGGGUCAUGGAAGUUCAGCAGCCGCUCAUCCGGCGGUUGUCCAAUCCCAGCAGCAGCAAGAGCCUCAGCAAUCACCCUCGAUACUCUUUCAUCAUUGGACACCACCGACGAGUCAGGCAGGAGGGCGGGGCGGGGCUGACCAGCCUGCAACACCUUCAGGCGAGUCGCCGAGGAAGAGGAAAGCUACGGGCCCGCAGACGGCAGUACCGCCACCGAGCAGCUCACAGCGGUAUCGGUCCCCGACUUUCUCACAUAGUGGUGCUCCGUUGUCGAACCCGCCAGCCGGGCGUAAGACAGGUCAUGCUCGCCAGCGAAGUGACAUAGGGUCAUACCGCGGGGCUGUUCGAGGGCGUGGAGACGGUUAUGCGCCAUCGCCACAGGAUGCACCCACAAACAGCAGCGAGUCUAUAGUUACUCAGCACCAGCACCAACAGCAUUUACAGCACCAUCAACAUCAACACGGACAGGGGCAUACGCAGUCCUCGCAGGGCCAACAGACAGCUCCGACAGUAACACGUAGCGCGCACUCGGUUUCGUCACUGUUGUCGGAUCAUCCACAAUCACCUCGGCCAGGGCAGUUCUCAGGAGGAGGCCGAUCCUCCGAGGAGAAAGUGCGCGGUGGUGCAGUCGGUGGAUCGUCGGCCACGCGAGACAGAGAUAACGACUGA